Aureobasidium subglaciale EXF-2481 is the source of this 1120-nucleotide messenger RNA. Its product is annotated as carbohydrate-binding module family 18 protein. Gene Ontology annotation, molecular function: chitin binding. The transcript is spliced from 2 exons. The record is from RefSeq and is a predicted model, not a curated record. NCBI's taxonomy places the organism in Eukaryota, Fungi, Ascomycota, Dothideomycetes, Dothideales, Saccotheciaceae. Bases 216 to 656 code for a protein of 146 amino acids.
CCGUCAAAGAACCAAAACUCGCUCAGCAAACACCCUUUAUCAAAGCAAAACGUUUUGAAGAGCACAAACCCCCUUUGCAAAGUACUUGGACUUUCUACAUAUUUGCCAUAGGAUCCUUCUCCCUGCAUCCUUCCAAGAAAUCGAUCUUCCCAUCACCGAGGUCUUCCGUUAUCCGCCUGCAUACAAUCUCGACUCGACUACCAUCAUAACUAAAGAUGCUCUCUCGUGCUCUGUUUACUGUGGCUGUUGCCGCUUCUGCCGCUAUGGCUGUUGCUCUCCCCAAGGAGAUUGCCCUUCCCAAGGAAGUCGUACCUCAAGCAGUUGUCGCCGCUGUUGAUGGAGUGGAAGGCAACCCAUGGACGCUCGUCUCUCCUGAUGGUACUUGCGGUGGAAACACCAAGUACACUUGCAUUGGCUCUCGCUUUGGCGACUGCUGCAACACAUACGGAUUCUGCGGUGUCACAGAUGCUUUCUGCGGCGCAGACUGCUUUGGCCUGGCUGGACUCUGCAGCGCCGACAUGCAAGGUUCUGGCACCAUCGACCGUCCCAGAGCCACACAUGUUCCCUGGAAGCCAACUGUCCAUCACGACCCUCACUUCAAGCCCUCUUACGUGAUUGACAAUGGCGAGAGAGCCCCCAACCAAGUCUGGUCAUGAUCAUCUGGAAACGAUUUUUUUUGACUACAUUCGACUUCUACACGAUCUAUCCACGAUUACACACAAUCUACGACCACGACUUUAGGGACCUCUUCUCUCCCAAUCAAUCCGUCAACCUUUUUACUUUCCAGCGAGGCGUUCUGGGCAAUCAUCGACCGCAUCCUCCCCUCUGAAGAGGGUCCGAGGCAAAAACCACUUCACUUCUUAUAUCUUCUUACCACCAGCCUUAUAAGGCCACGAACCGAACUAUCCUGCCUCUUCUGGUCUCGAUUCUUUCUAUCUUCAUUCACUUCAUCUUUAUUGCAACUCUCUGGUCUGCUUCCUUUCAUGUCGCUCACUGGCUGUGUAUAAUGUAUUUUCUCUAUUCUUUAUACUUGAUUCGUGUUGGAGCGAAAAAGGCAUCUAGCUCCUUUUUGGUUCGACCACGUCUGAAAAACUUGGACCUUUGUCCAAUGAGCUCGCUA